This is a messenger RNA of Diatraea saccharalis (sugarcane borer), 336 nucleotides long. The record is from the annotation of a GenBank genome assembly. Lineage: Eukaryota; Metazoa; Arthropoda; Insecta; Lepidoptera; Crambidae.
AUGAAUAUUGAAAUGGCGACCCCACUUCAGGAACUCGCUGCUUCUACCCCUACGCAACGCAACUGGCGUGGGAUCCUCAUCGCAUUACUGGUCAUAGCGGCAGUCCUCGGUCUGAUAGUCUUCAGCAUCGCCCUUCUAACACCAGCCACUGAUGGCAGCAGAGUCAGGGGCAGACGACCGACCCUGCAGGAUGUACUCACCGAACACUACAAGCCAUUCAACGGCACUUGGCUCACGGUGCGCAGUUCAAUGCCCCCCGCUCGAAUGUCAGAGCGAACGGCGGCCAUUGACUUUGUAGCUUAUUUAAUCCGAGAUAUUUACUCUCGUAGGAUUUGA